AUGACAUCAGGGGCUGCUCUGGAGGCCUCUCCUGCUGACGGCGCUGCAGGCACGUGGAGCGGCGUCGCACCAGACACUAGUCCUAGCCAAGGCGAACAGCAGCAGCAGCAGCAGAAGCAGGAGGAUAGUGUUUUGCUGGAGCAGGAGGAUCCUCAGAAGCUGGAUCAACAGCCUCACGAACAGCAGCAGCUGGAACAGCAGUUGCUGCAAGAGCGGGACGCUCAGCGGCGGCGUUUUCGUCGUCACCAUGCUUUAUCUUCUGCAUUGGUUAUUCUUCUCGGUGCAAUUGUAGCACUCGGAGUAUCGGGCUGGAGGCCUGCGCUGCUGCGACCAGCAGCUCCUCCCCCUGUUACUGCUGGCCCGGUUACUGCUCCGGCGUCUGCUGCCGACUCGCCGCGCGCAGGAGAGAGGCCAAGGCUUCGUCAGGAGGUGAGCGAACCUGAGCAGCAGGAUCAACAGCAGCAGCAAGAGCAGCAGCAGCAGCAGGAGGACCAACAGCAGGAGGUCCAGCAACAGGAGGAGCAGCAGCCACAGCAGGAUCAGCAGCCGCAGCAGGAGGAGCAACAGCCGCAGCAGGAGCAGCAGCCGCAGCAGCAGGAGCAGCAGCCGCAGCAGGAGGAGCAACAGCCGCAGCAGGAGAAGCAACAGCCGCAGCAGGAGCAGCAGCCAGAGCAGCAGCCGCAGCAGGAGGAGCAGCAGCCGCAGCCGGAGGAGCAGCAGCCGCAGCAGGAGGAGCCGCAACCGCAGCAGGAGGUGCCGCAACCGCAGGAGGUGCAGCAGCCGCAGGAGGAGGUGCAGCAGCCGGAGGAGCAGCAGCCGGUGGAAGAACAGCAGCCGCAGCCGCAGCCGGGGGCGGAGGAGGAGGAGGAAGAGGAGGAGGAGGGGGGGCCGCUGGUGGGGGAUUUCCCCAGUCUGCCGUCGUUGGGUGCUGAAGACAGCCGGCUGUCGCCACUGGCUUUAGACGGAAAGAAGCAUCUGGCAGACGCUUUGGCGGAGCUGGAUCUGCUGCGUACAGCUGAGCAGCAUAUGCCUGUUGCAUCAACUGCUGCAGAGGACGCUGUGAAGCACCUGGCUCUGCAUUUAUCAGGAAACGAAACGAAUGAACUUGUAGGACAAACACUUCAUCUUCGUUCUCUUAAAGAAAUAAACACAACAGGAGAAGGUAUAGCGAUCCGUGACCUGACGGUGACGCGUUUCCUUGGCGAGUGGAAUACAUCGAUUGUGCUGGAAGUCCGAGAUGAACAGACACAGCAACUGCUUUCUUUGCGUAUUCCUUUUUCAUUUCUUGAAGAGCUAGAUGAAAGAAUAGGCGCUGUGGGCAUGGAUUUCGCUGCAGAGAGGCUAGCGGGGCUAACAAAAGAACUCUUUGCGGCAGAGGAAAGGGGAAUACGUGCUGCUCUGGGGAAUAUGUCAGCACAUACAGCAUCUGAAAUAAGGGGAUGGGCGGUGCCUCUGGCUACUGGGUUUAUAGAUGGCCUCGAUGAAGGGUUGUAUGCAGAAGGGGUGUUCAUAUCCAGUGGUGUACACGUGACAGAGAGGUUACGGGGAGAUCUAGAAGAGCUAUUAGGAAGCAUGAAGGAUAAGCCUAUGUCAGUGAAGGUGUAUCUAGCACAGAGGCUGCUGCUGCAGGUACUGCAUCUGCAACGACGAGGAACCUGUCACAAUGACUUGAAACUAAGCGGCUGCUUCAUGAGAGCUGAUGGUUCUUUUCUUUUGAGUGAUUUCAGCAGCUGCAGCAAAGCAGGAGACACGAUAGAUGUUCUUGCUGGUGCUACUCCAGCAUAUACAGAGCCUGAAUUCUUAUUAGAAAUAUAUAAACAAAUGAAUGAAGGAGGAGAGGGUGGUGUAUCCCCUGAUCUGAAGGGUGAUCUAUGGUCUGUAGGGGUUUUAGUAUAUGAAUUGUUUACGAACAAGCUUCCCUAUGAACUAACAGAGCCAGCAAACAGUGAACAGUUACUCCAGGGUGCAAUACAAGAGCUAUUGAGUAGAGGUGCGAAUGCAGAUGAACUAAACUCGGAUAUGGAGGAAGCACAAGUACCGCCACGCUGGCAACAUCUGCUGAAACGGCUGUUGCAGGUUAAAAGAGAAGACAGAAUUGAUGCAAAAACUAUCGCACGAGAAUAUGCUGAUCUAUUCAAUGGAUAA
Molecule: messenger RNA, 2145 nt
Organism: Eimeria mitis
Lineage: Eukaryota; Apicomplexa; Conoidasida; Eucoccidiorida; Eimeriidae
Exons: 1
Coding region: 1-2145 (714 amino acids)
Biological process (GO): autophagy; protein autophosphorylation; peptidyl-serine phosphorylation
Cellular component (GO): cytoplasm; autophagosome
Molecular function (GO): protein serine/threonine kinase activity; ATP binding
Source: RefSeq, a predicted model, not a curated record